CACACCACGACAAUGUUCUCUUCAUUCUUCUCCACGGCGCCGCCAGUCGACCCGCAUGCACCCAACUUCCAUCCCGUGUCCGCUGGUCGCCUGUCCUCGGAGCUCUUCGGUGAGCUCGAGGCCAAGGAUACGGAAUGGGCAUGUCCAGGAGGCUUUGCAGUCGAGACACAGAUCUUUUACAACUUCCUGGAGGACGGCACCUCUGUGCUGCUCCAAGUAAUUCACUCCUCGGUGGGAGUAUGGUAUCCUACUAUCCAAAUCACCUCCAAGAUUUACAACCCGAACACUGGCGAGAAGAUCUGGAAAUCCGUCAAUGUCGCGAAUUUCGUCACUCCUCCACCUGGCCUCGAUAAGCGCUCUAGCAAGGCGGAUCAGUUCUCGAUCACCCACAAGAGCAACCCUGGCAGCAAUGAGCCCGAGAAAUACGUUGUGAACGCAAACUUGGGCGACGACCUCCAGUGUUCGUUCGAGGUCUCCCGCCCCGCCAGCGUGCCGGGCUUCAAGGUUGGCAAAGGCCCCAAAGGCGGCUUCUCCUAUUUCGGACCUGACCUCGAAAAGCCUGACGGCUACGUUGUACACCGUUUCUGGCCCCGCACCGCUCUCAAGGGAAUGAUCAUCCAUAAGGGCAAGGCAAUCGAAGCCAAGGGUCCUGGCAUGUUUGUGCACGCGAUUCAAGGCAUGCGCCCGGAUACCGUCGCCGCCCGCUGGAACUUCGCGCACUUCCAGAGUGACGCGCACAACGGCGUGAGCGCGAUCCAGAUGGAGUUCACGACUACAGACGCGUACGGAAAGAAGGGCGCCGGCUCCGGGUUCGUCACCACCAGUGUCGGCUCGCUCGUCCUCGGUGGGAAGCUAGCUGCUGUCACCUCAGAGACCAGGUACCCCGGCGAGGCGCAGGCAGACGAUGCGGAAGUUAUCUCGCGUGCGGUGCACUUGAGAACUGCGAAAGACGUAGAUACUGGCUACGACGCCCCCACCGAGCUGGCCUUCAAGUGGGCAGCCCCUGCCUUGGGCGGGGAGGGGCGCGUCGAUGCCAGCCUGCAGCUUGAUGUCGGUCCGCCAACCGCGUACAAGGGUCUCGUUGAGAAGGUCGAUGUCCUCGCGGAGAUUCCAUACGUCAUCAAGACGAUGGUGAAUUACGUCGCUGGAACGAAGCCCUUUGUCUACCAGUGGUUCAAUCCUGGCACGCUUCACGUCACUGGGCCCGAUUCUCUGAUACCUGGUCUCUCCCAAGGGGUGGACAUUGAAGGAAGGAUCUACAAUGAAGCUACUUUCAUCUCCUAAGCUUGUGCUUUCACCCACGUCAUGCCCUGUAUGUAUUGUACGUUUCACGCACCCUGUACUAUGUUUGUAAACAGACAAGGUUUAUUUCUGGACGCCCUUUUGCAUCGCACAUAUUCCCUACUACGAAUGACUACACAUUCCGACUUCGUCUUUACGCUGCAAGAC
This is a messenger RNA of Phanerochaete carnosa HHB-10118-sp, 1449 nucleotides long. RefSeq lists its product as uncharacterized. Gene Ontology annotation, biological process: response to oxidative stress. The coding region runs from base 13 to 1284 and encodes 423 amino acids. NCBI's taxonomy places the organism in Eukaryota, Fungi, Basidiomycota, Agaricomycetes, Polyporales, Phanerochaetaceae. Gene Ontology annotation, cellular component: cytoplasm. The record is from RefSeq and is a predicted model, not a curated record. The transcript has 4 exons.